AUGGAGGCUAUGGAGGCAGUCCUUCGCAACUUCAAGCAGAUUCCCUGCCCCGACGGCGACCAGUGUACCACGCCUUCGUGUCAGUGGCAGCACAGUUGGGAUAGGAAUCCCCCAGCGGCCUCUUCAUCGGCAUCACCUGCGCCCCUCACGAAGCAAGACGAGACUUUAGCUCAGGACACGGAUGGCCCGCGGAAACGACGUAGGACCUCGUCCGAAGCUGGGUCCGCGACUGCUAUUACCACUGCUACAGGAGCUGUCUCUCCUCCCCCGCUCAAGCGCAAAGCACCUGAGCACUCGACUUUGCCCGCUCCGGCCAGCAAGGUACAAAGGCCGGUUGCCACUGCUCCCGCAUCCUUGACAACUCCCUCCAGAGCAACUGCUUCGAUCAGCGCUAGCCCCAGCACUGCAUCGAAGCAAAGCGCCGCCAAACAGAUCACAGCCCCAAAGCAACAAGCCACACCACGCAAACCAGAGACGCUCAACCCGCGCCAUCUCACCUCGGCUGCCCCAGCCUCCCAUGAGUUCCGGUUCAAGGCCCUCAAGAUGCUUCAUGAACAGUUCAAGCGACUCAACGAUGAAGUAAAAAAGGACGUCAAAGAAGACGAACAGAAACUUGUCCUCACAGAACAAGAACUCAUCUGGUUGGCCCUGGAUGCCGAGCAGAAGAUGGCCACAGAGAAGCCCGUCAUCUAUACCAACGUCAUCAAGAACGAGAUCAUGGCGUACAGGAAGAAGACCCCUGGUCGGUGGAGAGACGAGCGACUUGCCGAGUGGCAGAAGAAGAACGAGCCCAAGACCCCGGUCAAGAAGUUGAGACUUGGCCCGCCCAAGGAGGUCAAGACAGGUCUGACUCCCCAGGAAGAGGUCAGUUUCCUCAUCCAUCUUCUCACCCCCAUCACCGAGCUUGCCGAACAUGGUUAUGUCGUCAGGCCACCUACCUACGAGGAAAUCAGAAGAGCCUGUGAGGGCGAAGAGGCGUCCUUGGGAUGGGAGGUAUGUGACCGCUGUACCACAAGAUUCCAAGUGUUUCCUGGAAGACGAGAGGAAGAUGGUGCCCUCACUUCAGGUGGGACCUGCACCCAUCACAGCGGUCGAGCGUACUUCCCCGAGCGAGUCCCGGGCACCGUCGACCGACCGCCGAAGCGAUACCGCUGUUGCCAGGAAACAGUGGGUGAAUCCACUGGCUGCACCGUCGGAAGUACCCAUGUCUUCAAAGCCUCUGCUCCGUCUCGACUGGCUGCGUUGAUGCCCUUCAUGGAGACACCGCCCAAUCCGUCGGUACCCAAGGAUCGCGCUGUUUGCUUUGACUGCGAGAUGGGCUACACUGCCCGCGGACUGGAGCUGAUCCGGCUGACAGCCACCAGUUGGCCAGAUGGCAAGGAGCUGCUCGACGUGAUUGUCCGCCCCAUUGGUGAGGUUCUCGACCUCAACUCGCGCUACUCUGGUGUUUGGCCCGAGGACAUUGCCAACGCCGAGGAGUGGUCGCCAGGCAAGCCUCUUACUACUGUUGUCGAGUCUUCGGAUACCGGUCGUACCAAGAAGAAGCACAUGACAAUUGUUCCUUCCCCCAUGGUGGCACGUGACUUGCUCUUUUCGUUGAUCUGCCCCGAGACUCCGCUUAUUGGGCACGCUCUGGAGAACGACUUGAACGCGGUUCGCAUUGUUCACCCUACCAUCAUCGACACGGCGCUCCUUUUUCCUCACAGGCGCGGCUUACCCAUGCGAUAUAGUUUGAAGAUGCUUAUGGAGACAGAGCUCAACAAGGCCAUCCAGGUGGACACCAAGGAGAACCGGGGUCACGACAGCGGCGAGGAUGCCAGGGCCGCUGGAGAGCUCGUCAGGCUGAAAGUCAUGGAGAAGUGGGACCAGAUGAAGGGAGAGGGUUGGAUGGUGGUUGAUGGGGCUUUUGUGCCACCUGGGUGGGGCAAGACAAAUAUCAAGGGAGGAGCUUUGAGUGAAAGAUUCCUGGAGAAGGAGGAAGGGGAGUUGGGGGAGGCAGACGAGGUAGAGCCGGUGGUGUUGGAUGGCAGUGGCACAGGAGGCAAGCUUUACUCUCUUUAG
Molecule: messenger RNA, 2061 nt
Organism: Podospora pseudopauciseta
Lineage: Eukaryota; Fungi; Ascomycota; Sordariomycetes; Sordariales; Podosporaceae
Gene: REX3
Product: RNA exonuclease 3
Exons: 1
Coding region: 1-2061 (686 amino acids)
Cellular component (GO): nucleus
Molecular function (GO): nucleic acid binding; exonuclease activity
Source: RefSeq, a predicted model, not a curated record